Molecule: messenger RNA, 1425 nt
Organism: Gopherus flavomarginatus (Mexican gopher tortoise)
Lineage: Eukaryota; Metazoa; Chordata; Testudines; Testudinidae
Gene: RPL3L
Product: ribosomal protein L3 like
Exons: 10
Coding region: 97-1410 (437 amino acids)
Biological process (GO): translation; ribosomal large subunit assembly
Cellular component (GO): cytosolic large ribosomal subunit; ribosome
Molecular function (GO): structural constituent of ribosome; RNA binding
Source: RefSeq, a predicted model, not a curated record
UUUGUGUCUUCAGACUGAUAAACAUCUUCGGUAUUAGACUGGAGAGGCACUUGGUGACUGCCUCAUUGUGCUGCUGACCUGUGCUGAAGACGUCCCAUGUCCCAUCGCAAGUUUUCAGCUCCGAGGCAUGGCCACUUGGGCUUCCUCCCUCAUAAGAGAAGCCGGCGUCACCGCGGGAAGGUGAAGACCUGGCCCAAGGAUGAUCCCAGCAAGCCAGUCCACCUGACAGCCUUUCUGGGCUACAAAGCUGGCAUGACGCACAUCCUACGAGAAGUUCACAGGCCAGGAAUGAAGCUUUCCAAGAGGGAAGAGGUGGAAGCAGUCACAAUAGUGGAGACCCCGCCUCUGGUAGUGGUUGGGCUUGUGGGAUACAUAGACACUCCCAGGGGCCUGAGAAAUUUCAGGACCAUUUUUGCUGAGCACCUCAGCGAUGAGUGCAGACGCCGCUUCUACAAGAACUGGCACAAGAGCAAGAAGAAGGCCUUCACCAAGUACUGCAAAAAGUGGCAGGACAAGGAUGGGAAGAAACAGCUAGAGAAGGAUUUUGCGGCCAUGAAGAAGUACUGCAAGGUCAUUCGAGUCAUCGUCCACACUCAGAUGAAGCUGCUCCCUCUACGUCAAAAGAAGGCCCAUGUGAUGGAGAUUCAGCUGAACGGCGGGACGGUGGCCGACAAGGUGGACUGGGCUCACGAGAAGCUGGAGAAGCAGGUCUCUGUGCACGCGGUCUUCAGCCAGAAUGAAAUGAUCGAUGUCAUCGGGGUGACCAAGGGGCGCGGGAUGAAAGGGGUGACCAGCCGCUGGCAUGCCAAGAAGCUCCCAAGGAAAACUCACAAAGGCUUACGCAAAGUCGCCUGCAUUGGAGCCUGGCAUCCAGCCCGCGUGGGCUACUCCAUUGCCCGGGCUGGCCAGAAGGGCUACCACCAUCGCACGGAGCUCAACAAGAAGAUUUACCGUAUUGGCCGCGGGAUCCACGUUCAAGAUGGGAAAAUAGUGAAGAACAACGCCGCGACGAACUACGAUGUCACCGAGAAGACAAUCACGCCAUUGGGUGGAUUUCCUCACUACGGUGCAGUCAACAAUGAUUUCGUGAUGCUGAAGGGCUGCGUCAUGGGCACUAAGAAACGCGUGCUCACUCUCAGAAAGUCCCUUCUGGUGCACAGCAGCCGUCGGGCUCUGGAACCCAUCGAACUGAAAUUCAUCGAUACCACUUCCAAGUUUGGCCAUGGCUGCUUCCAGACUGCUCAAGAGAAGAGAGCUUUCAUGGUAAGAACUGGCUGGGAAACCCCUUCACACCGCUCUCAGGAUGGCUGGAGGUUAAUGCAUAGGGCUGUAGCUUCAGCACUAACCACUGCUGGAGAUUCUCCUUUUGCUCAUGUGCAAGGGCUGAGCUUUUGGAGCAGGAAGAUGUGAGUUCUGUCCCUGCUC